Molecule: messenger RNA, 642 nt
Organism: Myotis lucifugus (little brown bat)
Lineage: Eukaryota; Metazoa; Chordata; Mammalia; Chiroptera; Vespertilionidae
Product: interferon lambda-3
Exons: 5
Coding region: 1-519 (172 amino acids)
Biological process (GO): innate immune response; positive regulation of immune response; cell surface receptor signaling pathway via JAK-STAT
Molecular function (GO): cytokine activity
Source: RefSeq, a predicted model, not a curated record
AUGGCCUACCUCCUGCUCUUGCUUUGGGGGCUGACUCUUCCAUCCUCCAGCCCCACUGCUGGGGUCAACCUCCAGCUCUCCAGCUGUGGGCUGACCUCUGCCUUUGCUCUCCAGGAAGAGUCCCUCCUGCUGAGGAACCGGAGCUGCAGCUCCCGCCCACUCCCCAGGACCCGGGACCUGAGGCAGCUGCAGGUGUGGGAGCGCCCUGUGGCCUUGGAGGCUGAGCUGGCCCUGACACUGAAAGUCCUGGGGACCGUGGCUAACUCGACCCUGGGGGACAUCCUGGACCAGCCCCUUCGCACGCUGCGCCACAUCCACUCCAAGCUUCAGGCCUGUGUCCCAGCUCAGUCCACAGCAGGCCCCAGGCCCCGGGGCCGCCUCCGCCAAUGGCUGCACCGCCUCCAGGAGGCUGAGAAGAAGGAAUCCCGUGGCUGCCUUGAAGCCUCUGUCACACUCAACCUCUUCCGCCUCCUCGUCCGUGACCUGAGAUGUGUCGCUGAUGGAGACCUGUGUGUGUGACCCUCAGGCCCACCUGCCUCCUGUCCCAGCAUCUUGGGUUUUAUUUAUGCAUCCCCCACUUUUCUUAAUUUAUUGCCACCCAACCACUAUUUAUGUAUUUAUGUGUGUGAAUUGUCAAACUCA